AUGGCGGAACCAUUGCAAGCAUGGGCAGUCGAUCUGGGCGGCUCCCUAGCGGUAGCAUCGAAGGGCCUCUUCGCAACAGGCGUCUCCACGGACCUCAAUGUCACAUACCUCUCCUCUGGCGGCAAGAUUGGAGAUACCAUCAAAGCCGAAGUUACCUGCGAUAAGUUCGGCAAAACGCUCGCCUUCACUUCCAUCAAGUUCUUCAACAACAAGGACGAGAUGUUUGCAAGAGGCAGUCAUACCAAAUAUGUAACGCUAGCAUGGAAAGACCCCAAUAACAUCGUCGAGGAGCUAAGUCCGCAGAUUGCGAAGAAGGAAUGA
This is a messenger RNA of Coniosporium apollinis CBS 100218, 321 nucleotides long. RefSeq lists its product as uncharacterized. Gene Ontology annotation, molecular function: fatty acyl-CoA hydrolase activity. Bases 1 to 321 code for a protein of 106 amino acids. The transcript has 5 exons. The record is from RefSeq and is a predicted model, not a curated record. Lineage: Eukaryota; Fungi; Ascomycota; Dothideomycetes.